UGUAAGGUCAAAGGUCAGGUCGCCUCUAUGAGGUAAUAACAAACAUGGCGGCGCUCGGUACGGCACGGUGCUUAUUCCGGAGCUACUCUCGGGUGAAAAAUGUUCAAAAGAGCAAACAAUUGUUGGUCAAAUGUAGCGCCAGGACUCUCUGCAGCGGGACACAAGACAGCGCCAAGCCUCAGUUCACAGAUCCAGCCGUUCAGGACAUCCUCACCAGGAUAACGGGCCUGGACCUGCACAAAGUGUUCCGACCCGUUAAGCAGGAGCUGAAGCCGCCCACAUACAAACUCAUGACCGACGAGCAACUUGAGCAGGCCAACGAGUUAGCCACAGAGCAGGCUAAGAAGAUGCUGAAGAUGCCCCCUGUCCUGCCGGAGAGGAAGCCCAUUGACGACGUGCUGUCUGAGGACAAGAUCCUGGAUGGCAUGGACACGGCCAAAUUCGUCUUCACAGACAUCACCUACAACAUCCCGCACAGGGAGAGGUUCAUUGUUGUACGGGAGCCCAACGGGACCCUUAGGAAGGCGACCUGGGAGGAGAGAGACCGACUUGUUCAGGUCUACUUCCCCAAGGAGGGACGCAAACUCACAACUCCUCUCAUCUUCAAGGAGGAGAACCUCAAAAUGGUGUUUUCUCAAGACCGUCACGAGGACGUGUUGGACCUGUGUCUAGUCCAAUUUGAACCAGACUCUUCAGAAUACAUCAGGAUACAUGCAGCUACUUACGAGAACCUGGACAAGCACGGCAAAUAUGACCUGCUGCGCUCUACCAGACAUUUCGGGGGCAUGACCUGGUACCUACUCAACGCUCGCAGGGUGGACGGGCUUAUAGUGGAUAUGCUGAAGAAAGAGCUGUUCCAGGAUGCAAUAAGCCUAGUGUCUCUGUUCAACAUGGUCCACCCCCACAGUGAGUCAGCGCAGGAAGCUGCCAGCCAGCAAGCCUCUGGCACCGACCUGCUUAAGAUCUAUAGCCAAAAAGAGUCCCAGAAGGCGGGCUACAUCGAUCUAGCCCUGCAGGCGUAUGAACAGAUAGCUGGAGAUGGACGGAGUUCUGCUGCCUGACUGGACAAAUCCUAGAUUGACAUAUACAAAUCCAUCCACAAUGAGGAGGAGACCAGAAGAACAGACUGAAAACGGCUCAGCAGCAUGUCGCUGUUUGAGUCGGAGAGUAACAUGUGCGUCUUCACUGAAAGGUGAAGACACAGUUUGAAACUGUUGUAAGAUGCACAGUGUGUGUCAUUUAUCCAUGGAGAGAAACUGUAGUAAAAUGCUCUUAUUGUCUAUAUGUGUAUUUCAUUUGGGCCAACCUGAUGUGUUACGUCAAAUAAUGUACAGAACAGAAUAAAGAUGUUUGUACUUGA
This is a messenger RNA of Larimichthys crocea (large yellow croaker), 1360 nucleotides long. RefSeq names its product mitochondrial ribosomal protein S22 (gene mrps22). The transcript is spliced from 8 exons. The record is from RefSeq and is a predicted model, not a curated record. NCBI's taxonomy places the organism in Eukaryota, Metazoa, Chordata, Actinopteri, Sciaenidae. Gene Ontology annotation, molecular function: structural constituent of ribosome. The coding region runs from base 45 to 1061 and encodes 338 amino acids. Gene Ontology annotation, cellular component: mitochondrial small ribosomal subunit.